AUGGACGAGACGGGGGUCCCCCUCAGCGUGCUGGAUUCUUUGAAAGUCCUCGUCAGCAAGCAUGAUCUGAGGGAUCAUCGCGGAGCGGCAGUAAAACGCACGCUGGUCACUGGAGUCGAAUGUAUCUCCGUAAACGGACGGUUCUUGUCUCCUCUCAUCUGGCCGGCCGCCACGCACCGCGGGGCGAAUGCCAUCGAACGAGCACGACAUGCGGCGUUCACGCGCCGCAACAUCCGAUCCGGUUGGGCUAAGACGGGGCUCGUUCCUUUCGACCCUAAUCAAGCGAUUCGUGGGAUACAGAAAUCGCGACCUGAUAUUCGGAUGGGAACUGAGAUCGCAGUCACUCAAGGCAGCCCUGUUUCGGAGGGAGAUACUUUGAUCACAGCACCAGUGACAGAUGAUGGUUUCAUAGUCCUGCGGAACCAGGUUGAGGCAGAUGCUAGAUCUCUCGACAGGGUAUUCCAAAACCAACUGGAGAAGCUCAACCAGGCCGCGAAAAGAGCGAUCGCAGAGCAGGCACUUCUACUGGAUGAAGAUCGACUAUUGUUCGAACAGAACACUAAGAAGAUGACUACACAGUCGACUAGAUCGAGGAUCGUGGGACAUGCGAAGGCGAUGAACUAUGAGACAUUCUCGAAGCACAACGAAACCGGAACGCCAAGGCGGUUUCGCCGCCUCGUUCCAAUUGUCGCAAGAAGCGAUCCCAGUCCGUAG
Molecule: messenger RNA, 714 nt
Organism: Talaromyces proteolyticus
Lineage: Eukaryota; Fungi; Ascomycota; Eurotiomycetes; Eurotiales; Trichocomaceae
Exons: 3
Coding region: 1-714 (237 amino acids)
Source: RefSeq, a predicted model, not a curated record